UUUACUCGUCUGAUUUAGUACUGAAAUCUUUUUAAAAUGGGAACCAUACUACAGUUCAGUUUUGUACUUUUGCUAUUUCAAGUUAUAGCUGUUAGGGCUACUACGGAAAAAAUUGUUUUUUGUUACUGGGGUACAUGGUCCCAUUACCGAAAUGGAAAUGGAAACUACAAAGUAAAUAAUAUUACUUGGCUGGAUACUUGGUUGGAUGAAGAUUUGCAUAAUCUUGCUAAUACUGUGGCAUUGAAACAACAAAACCCUGGCCUUAAAGUGUUAGAGGCUGUGGGUGGUUGGAAUGAAGGUUCAAUAAAAUACUCAACAAUGGCAGAUGAUGCGACAAAACGUUUAAAUUUUAUCAACUCAGCAUUAGCUCUUUUACAUCAGAAUGAUUUUGAUGGAUUAGAUUUAGAUUGGGAAUAUCCAGCGCAGCGCGAUGGAAUCUCUGCAGACCGACAAAAUUUUGUAAUUUUGCUGAAGGAAUUAAAACAAGCGUAAGUAGGGAAUUAUGACUCAAAGGCAUUAUCUACUAAAGUCAAAAAGAAAAUUUAAUUAACUCUAAAGCUUUAAGCCAUUUUCGCAUUAUGUUAUAGAUAUGUGUUUUUAUAAAAACAUCAUCAUAUACUGUCAUACCCUGUCGACUGAUCCUUUUUUCCUGAUCAUUUUUGCGACCUUUAGUUAGUUUUUUUCCGUAAAUUCUUUUUUUAUUUCUUGAUUUAAUAAUGUUAAAGAUAUACCUACACACACCUUACGUGCGGACAUACAUAAUUUCUCUAGUUUAACAGAAGCUUUUUGAUCCAAAUUACUUGGAUCACAAAGAUUUACUUGUAACUUGAUGAGCAGUGAGUGUAUCUCAUGGGGUAUUGAUGUUCUCUGAUAUUCAUUCGACCAAACAAGUAGUCAGUUAUUAUAUCUCCAUUUCGUCUUAAAACACACGACAAUGGUUAACAUUACGUUUACAUAUAUUUAGUGCAAGAUUUUCUGACAAAAC
Teleopsis dalmanni is the source of this 985-nucleotide messenger RNA. RefSeq names its product probable chitinase 2. Gene Ontology annotation, molecular function: chitinase activity; chitin binding. NCBI's taxonomy places the organism in Eukaryota, Metazoa, Arthropoda, Insecta, Diptera, Diopsidae. Gene Ontology annotation, biological process: chitin catabolic process; carbohydrate metabolic process. The record is from RefSeq and is a predicted model, not a curated record. Gene Ontology annotation, cellular component: extracellular region. The coding region runs from base 37 to 492 and encodes 151 amino acids. The transcript has 3 exons.